Ornithorhynchus anatinus (platypus) is the source of this 1524-nucleotide messenger RNA. RefSeq names its product MARVEL domain containing 1 (gene MARVELD1). Gene Ontology annotation, cellular component: membrane. The transcript has a single exon. Gene Ontology annotation, biological process: myelination. The record is from RefSeq and is a predicted model, not a curated record. Gene Ontology annotation, molecular function: structural constituent of myelin sheath. Bases 202 to 723 code for a protein of 173 amino acids. Lineage: Eukaryota; Metazoa; Chordata; Mammalia; Monotremata; Ornithorhynchidae.
GAGAGACAGAGACAGAAAGAGAGAGAAAGACAAACAGAGAGAGAGAGGGAGGGAGGGAGAAAGUGGGCAGGCAGCCCUUGGACUCCGGGCGGGAAGCCGAGGCCUCUCUGCAAGAGACAGAGGCCGAGCCGGGCCCCGCCCGUCCUUCCUUGGGUCCAUCGGUCGGCCGGUGGGUGGUUGGUCUUGCCGGGUCCCGGGGCCAUGCCCCCUCCGCCCCCGAGGCAGCCCCCUCCUCCGGUGGCCACAGGCCGGACCUCACCGAGCCUGCAGCGGCCUUUCCUGCGGAGCGUCCUGGGUGUCCUGCGGGUCCUGCAGCUGCUGGCCGGAGCCGCCUUCUGGGUGACCAUCGCCUCCAGCAGGUACCAGGGCCCCGUGCACUUUGCCCUCUUCGUGUCCGUGCUCUUCUGGCUGCUCACUCUGGCCCUCUACUUCCUCACCCUGCUGGGCCAGCACCACCUGGUCCCGCUGCUGGGCUCCCACUGGCUGCUGACCAACAUCAUCCACGACCUGCUGGCCUCCGGGCUCUACGGGGCGGCCGCGGGCAUCAUGAUCGAGCAGACGCAGAAGAACAGCUAUUGCAACCUCAAAGACUACCACCUGCCCUGUGCCUAUCAAGCCUUCCUGGCCGCCUCGGUCUGCGGCUGCCUCUGCGUCCUGCUCUACCUGCUGUCCGCCCUGACCGGCUCCUGUCGGAGAUGCCGGGGACGCUCGGACCUGGUGUGACCUGGAGGGGGACCGGGACCGGCCGGGAGGGAGGCCGGAGGACCCAUCUCUCGCUCUCCUGGAGGAGACCCGGCUGCCCCUGCCCCUUGCCCCUUCUCCGAGGCUGUCCCCUCCUCCGCCCUCACCCCUACUUGGACAGACACUCCCUGCCCCUCCUGGGCAUGGCCAGCAGAAUCCAGAGGGACGUCAUCGAUGGAUCGAAGGCCCCCCACUCCAGCCCAGGGCCCACGGACAAGUGCCCGGGAAGCCAGGGAGAUGGGCUUGAAGGCGGCCACCGGGCCCGGAGAAAUGGACUCGUGGAGAUCGGGGUCCGCGGAGAGCCUCGAAGAUGGACCUCGGACCCUUUCCCCAUCCGCUUUCCCGACCGCUUGUCCCUCGGGGCCACCUCUAACUCAGGCCCUGGGCAGGGCCUGCCCUGGGCCGGACACGGCGAAGGAGCCCAGGGGGCCUAGCCCGAGGCCUCCAAAGAUCGGACCGUGGGCUGGGAAGCCGGGUCUCUGGGAGAGCUGCCCCCGACAGGCCGCCCCGACCUCGCCCCGGCGGGGAGAGACCCCCAUCUGGAGAGGGCAGGCCCUUCCGGAGACCGGCAGUCCAGAGAGCCGCUCGAGAACGCCUGGGGUAACCACCGGCCGCAGCCACGGGCCCCCGACCCUCCCGGAGCCACAGUUCGGGCCUGGGACGUUUCUGGGGAAGCUCGGGAACCUGGCCGAGGCAGCCCACUCUUUAAUAGGAAUAAUAAUAAUCGUGGUAUUUGUUAAGUGCUUACUAUGUGCCAGGCACAGUACCACGCCCUGGGAUAGG